AUGUUGGUGCGGAGAAUGGCAAAGUUCACUGAUGAUGCCGACUACGAUUCCGGCGAAACGUUUGAGAAUGUAUCAAGUACACUGUCAGACGACUUCGGACUAGGUGCUUUCUACAUAGUCGCCCUGACAACAAGACCGAAUUUCAACAAGGUUGACCCUGUUUUCGCAACAUGGCCAUAUUGGCAGGAAGACUCGGACGAGCGCAUCUAG
Molecule: messenger RNA, 210 nt
Organism: Protopolystoma xenopodis
Lineage: Eukaryota; Metazoa; Platyhelminthes; Monogenea; Polystomatidea; Polystomatidae
Source: the annotation of a GenBank genome assembly